Molecule: messenger RNA, 1734 nt
Organism: Scutellospora calospora
Lineage: Eukaryota; Fungi; Glomeromycota; Glomeromycetes; Diversisporales; Gigasporaceae
Source: the annotation of a GenBank genome assembly
AUGUCCAAACAUUUACCAGCAGAUUGUCUUGGAAAAAUUUUCACAUACCUUGAUGAGGAUUCAAAUACACUGCAUUCCUGUAUUCUUGUCAAUACUCAGUGGUGUGAAAGCGCAGUUGUGAUUUUAUGGAGUCAACCAUUUAGAUUUUUACAUGCAUUUAGAGAUAAAAAAACAUGUUUACCAUGGACUGAAAGGGCAGCUAGUCUUCUCGGAAUAUAUAUGUCAUGCCUCCAAGAUCAGGAAACCUGUAGUCGUCAACCUUAUAAACUACCCAUUUUUAACUAUAUUCAAUUUUUAAAAUGUCUAGAUAUCAGUGAAUUUUCAGAAGCAGUAUUUGGAUAUUUACAGACAGGGCAGGGUAAACUUAUAAAUCAACCAACUUUUUUUCAUGCUAAAUUACAUUCGUUCAACAUGAAUGUUUUUGGACAAACAGUAGUAAAACCGCAGCUUGUAGGAUGUAAAAGGAUCAUGACAUCCACAUCAAUAAGUGGAUGUGACACUAUUGUUGCAUAUUUACUCAACACAAAUAUUCUUGGAAAACUUUUAAUGAAUAAUUCAGUUAUCAUUAGAACUUUGCGUGUUACUAACCAAAGAUCUUGUGUAAUAGAACCCCAUUUGUGGUUACAUACACUCCUUCCAAACACCAAUCAUCGACUCUCUCAACUCACUAGUUUGAUCUGUAAAACGCCAUGCCAUGCACAGUUAUUUUACACACUUUCUAGAUUCGCAAAUCAUUUACAAACUAUAAAAAUUUGGAUGGAUAUCCCACCUGCAAUUGUUAACCCAAAAAAUUUAUUAAAACAUGGAAUAGAGAGUUUAAAUGCACAAGUUGAAGGUAUUUCGACACUGAUCAGAUCUCAACAAGAGUUAAAAGAAUUUGAACUUGGAUAUACAGAAUUAGGAUUAAGUGAAAUAAUUUCAGCAUUAAUUACACAAAUAAAUACGUUGCGAAACAUUACAUUUUUUAAAGUUAAUUUCAAGGAUUGGAAACCACUUUUUAGAUUAAUUGAACUUGCAAAUUUAGAAGAACUUUUGCUGAAUUCAUGCUAUUAUUUAUCAACCUGUGUCGUUAGUUUAUCAACUGGAAUAGAUGAUAUGACUGAUAUUAAUGAUUUUGAAUCUAGAAUAGAAAAAUUAGAAAUUUCAUCAGCACCAUGCGGAGUAAUUGAAACAAUUUUACUUAUGCAAGCUAUAUCACAAUAUUGUCAAAAUUUAACUUUAGCGAAAAUUUAUGUUGAUGCCAAUUCAUUACCAUAUUUACAUACAUUACUUUUUUCAUGUUCAACCAUACAAACUUUAACGAUAUUCGGACCAAGACAUCCGGAAAUAAAUGUAAAUAAUGUACUUCAAAAAUUUAGUUUAGUCAAUUUGAAUUACUUGGAAAAUUUAAGCAUACAUUCAUGUUGGACAUAUACACCAGAAAGUUUAGAUUUAUUUUUAAGUAAUCCUACAUUAAAAUUGAAAAAAUUGGAAAUUUUAUGGAGUAGAUGUUUUGGAAAUGAACAUUUAGAUGUUGUUUUGAAAAGAUUAUGUUUUAGAGGGAGUGAAAUGAGAAGAGAAAAUAGAGAAAGUAUAAUACGUGGCGCAGAUCGACAGAGAGUUAGAGGUAACCUAAUUUUCAAGAGAAAUAAUGGAUUGGAAUUAUUACAUAUACAAACUCAACAAAUAUUAAAAUAUGAAAGAACUCGAAAAAUUAAAAAAGUAAUUAAGGACUUUAAGGUUGCUAAUUGGUAG